Messenger RNA from Priceomyces carsonii, 735 nucleotides. Its product is annotated as mitochondrial 37S ribosomal protein uS17m. Lineage: Eukaryota; Fungi; Ascomycota; Pichiomycetes; Serinales; Debaryomycetaceae. Gene Ontology annotation, molecular function: structural constituent of ribosome. The record is from RefSeq and is a predicted model, not a curated record. The coding region runs from base 1 to 735 and encodes 244 amino acids. The transcript has a single exon. Gene Ontology annotation, cellular component: mitochondrion; ribosome. Gene Ontology annotation, biological process: translation.
AUGGCUAGACAAAACUUUAUUGGCCUUGUGGUAUCACAAGGCAAAAUGACCAAGACUGUGAAAGUUAGAGUCCAAACCAAGGCAUAUGAUAAUAGGGUACAUAAGGAAAUCAUUAAGAGAAAAGAUUACUUAGUUCAUGAUGAAGGAAAUCUUUGUAAAGAAGGCGAUAUAGUUAGAAUAGAGGCCAUUCCAAAGAUAUCUGCUCGCAAGUAUUUUGCUAUUGCAGAAAUCAAGGUUAACAAGGGUCAACAGUUUGCAUUGUAUGAAACAUUGGCGAAAGAAAAGGUGUCUAACGAAGAACAAAAAAAGGUCGAAGAAUUCAUAGAAAAGAGAAAUGAUUUCGAAAAAGUGAUAAACAAAGUAGAAGAUUUGAGGAAGUUAGACCAGAUAACCAGGUCUUUACUGGCUGAUCCUUCUGCCGACAGACAAUUCCUCUUGAAUGAAAUUAACUCAAUCAAGGAAAAGUAUGGUAUCAAAUCAUGGCCCUCUACUGAACCAGUAUUGAAAUUGGAAAUAAACGAAUCUGCAAAGGAUUUAUCAAAUCUUGAAAAUAGGAUAGCUAAUAUCAAGCCCAUAUUAGAAAGGCUCAUGAGUGAUGAGUUCACUUCUUUCAGAGAAGAUGUCCUAUCAAAGAUGUCAAAGACUCCAGUUCAGGAGCUUAAACCGCAUACUCAAAAGAAUAUAUUGAGGAAAUUUGUUCUUAAUCCAAAGAACGAAUGCCCUGUCGCUUUAUAA